This is a messenger RNA of Hypoxylon trugodes, 12768 nucleotides long. RefSeq lists its product as uncharacterized. Lineage: Eukaryota; Fungi; Ascomycota; Sordariomycetes; Xylariales; Hypoxylaceae. Gene Ontology annotation, molecular function: ubiquitin-protein transferase activity. The transcript is spliced from 10 exons. The coding region runs from base 220 to 12408 and encodes 4062 amino acids. Gene Ontology annotation, biological process: protein polyubiquitination; positive regulation of protein catabolic process; proteasome-mediated ubiquitin-dependent protein catabolic process. The record is from RefSeq and is a predicted model, not a curated record.
AAGGCUCAAUCCUCCAACGCAUCGGUUCUACAACAUUGGAUCCCGUCACCCCACCUUGUGUACCGAAGAACAUCUCGAUAUACCAUACAAGAGGAGUCGUCCAAGAUAUUUUGGGCGCUCCCGCACGACGAGCCAAAUUGUCGUCCCCGAUUACAUGAUUUCUGGUAGUGGAGGGGGAGCUGACAUAUUUCUUGCGGCUUUGCCGCCCCGGCCUUCACCAUGGGAAAGAUAGCGAAGACCAUCCAGCCCAAACACAAGGAGACUUUGUCUCCUUGGUUGGAGGAGUUUGUCGACAGUGCGACUUCUACUCCUUUACCUCUCUUACCCACAGUUCUCGCCACAUUCCCUUCACGAUGGCCUUUUCCGAGAGGUGAUUUAUAUCACUGGAUACCCCUGUUGAAUCGGUUUGACGAAAUCUUGGAAUUGUUCUGCUCCACAUACAAGUUAAACGAGGGCCCGCAGAGUAGAGAUUUCGGCUGUGAAGUUCUGCUACAGUCGAGUUCUUCUGACGAUAAUGAGGAUCAAUCGAGCAAAUCGCACAACCUUUCGGAGCUUGGGUACGGUCAGGAUGGCGAUGUGCAUCUCAUCGUAGCUAUCCUGAAGUUCACCCAGAUGCUUCUGGACCACUGCGGAAACCGUAGUAUAUAUGCUAGCAGUUCCUACCUGAACGAUCUCCUCAACAGCACCGACUUCACCGUCCUCUGUGCUACCCUGCGUGUUGGUGUGGAGCUUGCCCAGCGUUAUCAAGCAUCGGUUAAACGCAUUCAUGGGAUGACAACUCGACAAGUGCACACGACUUUACUCUCAAACCACUAUAAUAUCGAUCUUGAUCGUGUGCAGCAGCUUGCUCAGCCUUUCGUUAAGACGCCCGUCUUUAAAUCAUCGGAUAUGACGGUCCUCUCUACACCGGGCUCCGCUGGUAAGAACAGAGACAAGCCAAAGAACAUAGCCACUAUGUAUGCGAACGACUUGUGUGCUCUAGUAAAGGCGGAUUCGACCGAGAACUCAGGCUCACAAACGCGGUGGAGUGGUUGGGGUGACGUGAAACUUACGUACUACCCCACCCAAGACAAUUCUUCUGGACCAACGCAACAGUCCCUACCGGACCGAGGUACCAGCUCUAACGUUCCGUCAACACCGACGCCCCUGAGGCGAAGCAGUACAUCUACUGCGGGUGCGCAACCUGCUUCUCGCGCCAAUCGCCAAGGAGCCUCGGACGAUAGUCCAGCCUCUGCUGCUCGAUCUCCGGCUACAGGACGAGAUGAAAGUAGCACACCCGGUCUGAAGUCUUUAGAGAUAUCCCAUGGCUCGGUAACCUCUGCAUCCAUAUACCAGCUUAUUUCUAGAGCGCCGGCAGAUCUCCCCAAAGAGGCCAAGUACGAGUUUUUGAACCGACUUAGAGUCGCUAAAGCUCUCACGGGGUCAGUUGAGUCGCGACGCCAAGCACUUAAGGCACGCCUACUAGCCAUACAAAAUUUGGCAUAUAUACACAUAGAACCCACUUUCAUCGAGAAAGUCCUUAGACAAGAUAAUGACGAGCCGCGACGGUUCCAGCUCGUGUAUCAACUCGCAGAAUUGAUCCAUCCUGCUGCCGAUGGCGCCACGUUCGUGCCCACUGAUUUACAGUCCAUUGCCUUCUCAUUACUAGAGGCCAUAUCAGGUUUCCACCAUAAGCUACCCGACAUCUUUUCGGCGUUAAAUGCGUCUGUAAACCACGGCGUGCUCCUCUACGUCAUUAGGAAGGCAGUUGCGGAGAUGAAGACGGAUGAUUCUGGGGAACAAUGGAGCGAAGAGGACGAGUGGCGUGACAAGCUCUUUUCUCUCACACUCCACAUUACAAUGUCUAUGGCUAACAACACAUCGCGUAAUAUGCCUGAAAUAAUUUCGGCCGGUCUUUUGGACAUUAUGGUGGAGAUCCUAAACACCAGAUCCAACAUAGCCGAACGCACAUACGGCACUUUAGUCACCUUCUUAGACAGUCUCGUGUACAAUGUGCAGAGUUCUUUCCAGACAUUGAUCAAUGCCGACGGACUCGAGGCCAUUACAAACCUAGUUACCCAUGAAGUUGAACUUGCAGGAACACUCAUCUCAGAGGACAAAGGGACUCCCACUACUCAUCGUUCUCAGAUUGUUGAUUACGAGAUACCGUUCUAUCAGCAGCAAAACCUCAAGUUUCUUUUGAAGUUCAUCCAUCAUCUGAUGUCUAACGCGUUUGCUUUCGGUGGUAAUACUGACAGACUUUUGAGGAAUCUCGUUGAUAAAUCCGCACUCCUUCGCAGCUUACGCGAUAUUAUCGAGAACAUGAGUAAAUUCGGCUCGCUCGUAUGGACCAAUGCCGUUGUGAUACUUAGUGACUUUCUUAACAACGAUCCUACCAGCUUUGCGGCUAUCUCUGAGGCAGGCUUAGUCCAGUGCUAUCUACAAGCCUUGACAGGUCGCCCGGUACCUACGGGACAACUUGGUGGAACGGAUUCGACUCAAGUGGAAAGGGAAGAUAGCGCUGACUCCCCUUCGGACGACCCUACGGUCGAUGCUCUUGAGCCCGACAAUCGCCCGCACCCUCCUUCGCAAGAGGAAUUAGAAGCGCCUCGCAAUGGCCCACUUGCACGUGGUAUUUUGCCUAACUCAGAACCCAUUACUAUUGUGCCGACCGUCUUAAACGCUAUAUCUUUAAACAACUAUGGCAUGAAGAUGGUUGUUGCGUCGCGCGCAUUUGAUAGUUAUUUCGAGAUAUUCGAGAGCCCCGAGCAUGUCCGAGUAAUGGCGACGGAUGAGCACCUGGCACAAAAUGUUGGAGGCAACUUUGAUGAGCUUGCUCGUCAUCAUCCAUCUCUUAGGCCGGCUAUUGCGAAUGCUGUACUAGAUAUGAUCGCUCGAGUCGCCCACCUCGCCCAUGUCAAGGCUAGAGAUGCCCAAUGGGGAGCUAAGCUUCUCGUGAAAGACUCGCAAGGUCGAGAGGUAAUAGCUAAUGAGGGAUUGUUGAGUGAGCCUCGAGUAGUAACAUCAGAUAAAGGCAAGGGGAAGGCUGUUGCUACCGUCGAUGAUGCCGACGUUGAGAUGACGGACGCGAGCGUACAGCAAACAGAGGAUGAAGAAUCGAUAUCGGACAGCACUACAGUCGAUGCGUCCUCUAUCACGCCUUAUAUCUAUGCAGUUUCCAACUUUCUGUCCCACUACAUCAGUAACACGAGCCUGAAGAUGCUUCUAAUCCAGCAUGGCGGAAUAGAGUUACUUCUUGACCUUAGUACUUCGCCGAGUCUCCCGCAUGACUUUGGGGAUUCUUUAGCAUCUCGCAAUUUGCAAUCAGUUGUGUCUCAGCUAGUUGAGACAUCCCCAAUUCUCGGGUUGCCCUCACUACUAAAGCGGACUCAAGCUGCAAUUGAUGUACUCCAACCGGUUACACAAGCCCAAGAAGCCGGAUCUUACUUCUCGCCAUUCCUUAAGGCUGACGUAAAUCUGGCAGACCAGAUUGAACCUGACAUUCUGGAGAGACUUCCUCAAGGCACCAAGUUAGCGAAAGCACUAUUAAACACCCAGUCUCUUAUCAAGACUCUUUACCAAUGCUUCCCGUUUUCAGCAAGGGCACAGACGGUCACGUUCCAUUCUGUAAACGUCUUUGACUAUUAUAACCGUCUGAUUAAGUCUUUGGGUCCCUUGCUACGCGCAGUCAUUUUGGAAGAGGCAGCCAUUUCUAGCAGUGUACCUGAGAACUGGUCAAGUAGAAGGCCGGGUCAGGCUAUAGACCGACAGGGUGCGUCAAACAUUGCUGCCGCGCCGAGUACUGACAAUGUUGUCACUGCUGAUUCCGAAGAGUCGAGUCUACCUGAUGUUUUAUCAUCCGGUGCUUUGUGGAAACUUGCAACAGCUAAGAAUGGCAGCUCCAAUGAUGGGCCUUCUAAGAUUGAACAAUCAAGCCCACGAUACCAGAAUUACAAGACACUCCGCCUUCUCUUACAUUCCUUGAUGCCGGCCACGUUCCCACUCUUUCAGACACUCGGCAAAGCUCUGUUACCUCGUCGCGAACGAGAUCAAUACUUGCGAGUACACCACUUGCAACUUACCGAGGAGUUAGCUCAGACGAUCCUAGCGCAAUUCGAAUUACCUGAUCGGGAGAAAACGAGCAAGGACUUCCACUAUUGGAUUGUUGUGCUGCACGCAGUACACGAAAUGCUAGUCAAUCGUACAAUUGAGGCUCGUUCAGAUCGACAAUCUGCAACGCAGGUUAUUGCGCCCGUUUUAAUCGCGUUCAAGAAAUAUGGCGGAGUAGAUUUGCUCAACACGAUGUUGCGUACCUUUAAGAGCGAGAUCUGCAAAGAAGACAAGGAUGGGGAGCAGUCGUCCAUGUCUCGGCUUGCUGUCAUUGGGAUGAAGAAGAUUUUGGACUUGUACGCCAUGGCAGUCAACGGCAAGACAAUUACGGACUCUGUGAGCCAGAUCAAUAUUCUUCCGAAAAACCCGAGUUCAAGUUCUGGUGAUCGACGCAUCGAUUCGCAAGUUGCUCCCAAUUUAGUGGUUGAGCUGCGGAUGGCUGUACUUCCGGUAAUGAGAGAAUUAUGGGACUCUCCGUUGGCUGAAAAGGGUUCAGCCCACAUCCUUGCUAAAAUUAUUGGUAUCCUGAAGUCUAUCUCGCUGGCGGAUUCGGAAAGUAAUGCCUAUAAACGUUCUGACAAGAACCCCCCCCCUGAAUAUCUGCAACCUAAGCCAUAUCGUUUUGCCUGGAACGAGAUAGAAGGAGAUAUUUCAACUGUCGUGAGUGCGGUUGACGGCUCGGAGGAUCUCGCAAUGGAAGGUAUCUACAGAGCCAACGGUAACCAAGCUUUGGCCUUGGAGUAUUGUAGAGCUCACUUGGCGGGUUUUGUUCGUACUCGAAACCCCAUUCCUGAGCAGGACAUGCCAGAUAAUAAGGACAACGAGCCCGCCCCCCCGGUAGACCGUGAUGCGCAGGCCGAAGAGGAUAGUAUGGCCUUGGACAAUGACCCGGUCUUGCCGCCUGGUAUUUCGCUCGAGGAUGAUAUUCUCGGCGGGCUAGCGGAAACCGUGGCCCUGUCGGGUGAUGGUGAUCGAGAUACGCCUGUCCCUCCGCUUAUUCCACGGGAUGACAAUGACGCGACAUCUGCAUCAUCUACUCCAGCCCAGGGUCGUUCAACUGAAUCGAUCGCAGAAGAGGAUCAUGCAAAGAGAACAGCUAUAGCUAAAGAAGAUCUAGAUGAAGAACGUGCCAAGCUACGCGAUAACCUCAUUGAUAGAUGUAUGGAUGUCAUAACAGCACAUCCCGACUCCACCUACGAGGUUUCAGAACUGAUUACAUCUAUUAUACUGCGAUCACCCAGUGACGAUACAUCCACGAAAGAAGAAAUAGGCAGGACCUUGACUACCGUUUUGAUAUCUUUCACACUCGACGAGGAUUUGAAACCUAAUGGACGAAGCAUCGCAGCUUAUGCCCACCUUCUUUCUUUACUCCUGCAGGACAAAACUUUCUUCCGAGUGUCUACGGAUAUUUUGAAGGACAAUGUACACGGACUCUUGCGCUUCCUCGAGGUUCCGUCUUCUCCAUCGAACGAUGAAUUAGCACCCUGGAUACCUUACGUACUACUAGUAUUCGAGAUUCUUCUCAGCGAUGACGAGCAGCCAGGGGAGAUAAAGUGGAACCGUCCAGCGUCCGAGGACGAUCCUAUAGAAAAAUUACACUGGUCUCCAAAAGAUCUCAACGUAAAGGAGGAUGAUCGUCAGAUACUCUUGAGCUCGAUUCUAGAAAUUUUACCGCGUAUAGGCAAGGAAGAAUCGUUGGCUGUAUCCGUACUACGGAUCUUGGUUAUAUUGACUCGCGAUCGUUCCAUAGCAAAGUCGGUCGGCGACAAGAAGAACCUCCAGCGUCUAUUCGUUACUGUAAAGCAGCUUUCUGGCGCGGGAUCUCUACGUCUAAACGAGACUAGAAUUGCGUCUCACACAUUGACCAUCCUUCGCCAUAUUGUGGAAGACGAAGAGGUUAUCAAGCAAGUCAUGAGAAGUGAGAUUCGGGCCUACUUUGCUGGUGGCCGAAAUGCACGGCCUCUUGAUCCCGCAGGUUAUGCCAGGAAUUUCUCCCAUGUGGCUCUUCGAGACCCGAGACUAUUUGUCGAGGUUACAAACGAAACGGUAAAGCUUAGCCGCUGGGCCCCUCCAGAUGUUCCGCGUGGGCAAACAAUAGUCCUCAAGGAGCCGAAACCGGAUACCCCGAAGGACGAUGUAGCACCUACCGUUCGUGCCACCGAGGAUUUAACCAUUCAGGAUGUCAAACCGUCUACCGAGAGUGAAGAUAAACAGGUACAAGAUGCCUCCAAGUCUCAUGCGCAGGAUACGAAACGUCCUGUACUUGAGAACCCCGAUGGUGUUGUGCACUUCCUACUCUGUGAGUUGUUGAACUACAAGGAGGUUGAUGAUAAGGAACCAUCCCAAACUUCUAAGGACACGAAGAAGGCUGGUGACCAAGAAUCAUCAGCUGCUGGUACUCCUGAUGCAGAAGAUCGUGCGGCUGAAAGCAAAGAUAAGAAAAACAAGCCAUCCUUCAGGGCCGAUGAGCAUCCAAUAUUCAUCUACCGCUGUUUCCUCCUACAUUGUCUCACUGAAUUGCUUCAGAGCUACAACCGUACGAAAGUGGAAUUCAUUAACUUCAAGAGGAGCGCGCCACUUUUCGCGAACACCCCCGUUAAGCCCCGUUCAAGCGUCUUGAACUAUCUCCUUAAUGAUCUGCUGUACUCAAGUCACAUGGAUGGCGCUUCGGAUACGCUCGUGCAUAAGAAGAAAUACGCCACAUCUAUCCAGACGCAGAACCUCUUAGUCGCUCUUGUAAGUAAGACGGGCGAGAAGCCUAUUGAGCAGGGCCGAGACAAGUACGACUACGAUGACGAGCCUGAUCUGUUAUUCGUCCGAAAAUUCGUACUAGAUACGAUUUUAAGGUCUUACAAGGACGCCGCCACGUCGGGCGAGCCGUUCGAUAGUAGAUAUACCAGGAUGCUUGCACUAGCGGAAAUCAUGCAUCUCAUGAUGGGCGAGAAGGACAAAGAUCCGCCGGUGCCAUCUCGGGGUAAUCAAGACCCCAUUGAAAGAUCUCAAGCUCAAAUUCGGCGCCUCAUGUAUGAGAAAGGCUAUCUUGCCGCGCUUACCUCUUCUAUUGCGGACAUCGACCUUGCCUUCCCACCCGUAAAGAGAACAAUUAAGUAUAUCCUUCGCGUGCUUCGAAUCUUAACCAGCACUGCCAUCCACCUAAGCCAUUCCAACAUAAUCCCGGCCAUAGCGACCCAGGAGAACGCCGAUGAGGAGACAUUCUCAGCCAGCUCACUUUCAGAUAUCGAGGACCGAGAAGAGACUCCGGAUCUUUACCGAAACUCGGCUCUUGGUAUGUUGGAGCCUGGCAGAGAUAGGGAUGGCGACUAUUCAGAAGAUUCAGACGAUGAUGACGACGAGGAGAUGUAUGAUGAUGAGUAUGAUGAUGAUAUCGGAUACGAAUCGGAAGAUCGCGAAGAGGACGUCAGCGAAAGAGAUGAUGACGAGGAUCUAGAAGGAAUGGGUCCCAUCGAGGGGCUGUCAGGAGAUCACGGAGUCAUCGAAGUCACAAUGGAAGAUGACGAUGAUGACGAUGAAGAUAUGGAUGAAGAUGAUGAAGAUGGUAGCGAUGACGACGACGAAAUGGAUUCUGAUGAGAUCGACGAAACAGAUGACCGUAUCGAAAUUGUCGAUGGCAAUGACCAUCUAGAGGACGAUGGAGCCUCAGGUUGGGAAAGUGAAACAGACGAUGAAGGAGAUGAUGAUGAGGGAGAAGAGAUUGACUACGAAGCUGAGGCCCAAGACCUCGAAGAAGCUGCCGAAUUGCGAGACCUUGAUGACGUCGACGGGCUAGGUCGGUUUGGAAACAUUAUGCGUGCUAUCGAAGAAGAAGAUUUUGAUCACGCCGAUGACCUCAAUGGCCGCUAUAUGGAAGAAGGCGACGAGGAUGAGGAUGAAGAUGAAGAGGACGACAUAGAUGAUGAAUACGCAUACGAAGACGAUUUUCCCAAUGACGCGCCGCCUCGCGAUGUUGGGGCACCGAGUCUAGGUUGGGAUACUCUUGUGGUCGAACCACAUGGAGCUAUUCUCGGCCAUCAUCAUCGACAUAGACACGGUACUCGCAGUCCCUUCCCUCCUAUCCCGUUCAUGAUGGGAUCUCGAGAUCCUCUCAACACUUUUGGCGAUCCACGAGGGUUCUCACGAGGUAAUCGACACGACCAACGACCUGCUGGCAACGAAGAUGGGUUGAAUCCUCUGCUUCGUCGAGGUAACGAUACUGGUCGGGAUGGAUCCCCACGCCCCUCUCAUCUCGGAGGGUUGGUUCGCUUGGGAUUCCCUGGUAGCCUAUUUGGUAGCGGUAACAUCGACAGCCCGAUGUCCCUCAUCAAUGAUCUUGUCGCUUCCCUUCCUGCUCAACUAAGUCGCAGUGGACAUGCUUUUCAUUUCCAGAUAACACAGGGACCUCGAGGGGAUGUCCAUGACAUGCAUUUUCCAUUUGCUCCUCUUGUGCGUGAGUCGCGUUCUGACACCCGCCGAGAGACAUACCAAGAACCUACCCAAGCAACUUCGUUCACAACAGAGUCCACGAUAACAAGGUGGACGGAUGAAGUAAAAAUGAUCUUUGGGGCACAGCACACGGAAAAAUCGCAUCGACUUAUUCCAGCAAUUCUCUCUCAUCUCGUGCCACCCGCUAUCCAACACGAGAAGGAGAGUAAAGCUAAAGAAGCAGAACGCCAACGGCAACAAGAGGAAGAGCGCAAGAAGCGCGAAGAAGAAGAAAGAAAAGCCAGGGAGGCCAAGGAAGCCGAAGAAAAGGCAGCCCGAGAGAAACAGGAGGCUGAAGAACGUGAACGAGAAGCUGCUGAAUCAGCCGCACAAACCCAAACAGAAACGACUACCGCUAACGAAAGCGAAGAGGGUGAGCGUGCGGAGCCAGAUGCUAUGGAGGGUGUGGAAACAUCUGAUGAAGCACCUGUUGCGGCAGAUGAUGAAGCGGAUGCGAACCGGCCGCGCGCCUUCACUACGAUUAGAGGCGAACAAGUCGACGUGACAGAAUUGGGUAUUGACCCCGACUACUUAGAGGCCCUUCCCGAAGAAUUCCGGGAAGAAGUCAUCGCGCAGACAGUCAGCACCCGCAGAGCCGAAGCUCGAGAAGCUCCAGGAGGCUCAGGAGAACAAACAGAAGUUUUCCAAGAAUUCUUGGAUGCCUUGCCUGAUGACCUUCGCUUGGAAAUUGUACAACAAGAGCGAGCAGAGCAACGCCGACGAGAGCGGGAAGAGAUGCGUCGACAAACAGCGAUUCCAGGCCAGGUAGCCGAAGCCCAAGACAUGGACACAGCUAGUAUACUAAUGACAUUCCCACCUGCUCUCCGCGAGCAGGUUCUUAUGGACCAAGGCGCGGACAUUAUUGACUCCCUGCCACCCGAUUUAGCAGCUCAAGCACGCCGACUUGUCCGAUCUUCUAAUCCCGUUGCGCACCACGAACGAGCAUCUUCUGGUACCAGUCGUCCACGAGAUGGAGCUCCAGCUAGUGGAAAUACCGAAGCAGACAAGCCUCAUCGAAAGACUGUCGUACAGAUGCUAGACAAACCCGGUGUCUAUACCCUACUUCGUCUCAUGUUCAUCAAUAUGAAAGGCGGGUCACUGGAAAGUUCACUGAAAUACUUAUUCAAGGAUGUCUGCGAAAACCGACAAACCCGAUUCGAGGUAGUUAGCAAUUUGCUUAAGAUACUGCAGGAGGGUUCGACUGAUGUCGAUGCCGUCGAACGAAGUUUCGCUUCGCUUUCUAUCAAAGCAAAGCAGCCUAAGGACAACACCAUCGAUGUUAAGACUCAGACACCCCAAAGCCUGAAACGAACAUUCACAAAUAUCAGCAACAGCAACCCCAUUCAGGCGAGCUCCGAGACAUCUCCUAUUUUAAUUGUACAGCAAUGUCUUGAUCUGCUUUGCUACCUAGCAGAUCAGAACCCUCACGUCCCCUCUCUCUUCCUUACUGAGCACGACGGAGUCAGCACUAGUAGUAUCAAACGCAGUCUCAGCCGUAAAGGAAAGAGCAAGGAUACGAAGGCCAACAAAUACGCUAUCAAUUCUUUACUUGCUCUCCUAGACCGCGACCUCGUUAUGGAGAGCUCUUCUAUCAUGGACAGCCUCUCUCAACUAUUGAGUCGAGUGACGGGCCCGCUACUUGCCUUAGAUCGUAAACAAAAGGAGGCUACGGAAGCUAUCAAGAGCCUCGAUGCACCGCCUACGGAUACAGCAGAGCCAUCUGAAACCACGGCACCCACGGAUUCCGCGGCCGCAGCAGCAUCUGAGCAUCCCGAUACCGCGGAAGGUGGAGAUGCGGACACAGCGGAACAGACGGGUGAACAAACCACAAAUGCUCCUGUUGAAUCGUCGGAAAAUGCGCCGUCGAGAACUUCGACUGUGGAGGCCAAUUCUUCUAAGGCGGCAGAAAAGCAAGCAAUGCUCAAGAGAAUUAGACAGCUCCACCCGCCUGUCAUUCCAGUCCACAACCUAACACUUAUCAUCAAAAUCUUCGUGGCCCGCGAAUGCAGCUCUAAGACCUUCAAGGAGACCCUUUCCACAAUUAAGAAUCUCUCCGUGAUUCCCGGUGCGAUGCUUGUUUUCGGGGAAGAGCUUGCUCGCCAGGCUCAGCUUCUGAGUGAAAAGAUAGUCGUCCAUCUGGAUGAACUAUUACCGCAUAUCCAGAACGCAGCAUCCGGUACAGAGAUCCAAGGUGUUGCUUUAGCCAAAUUUUCUCCUGGCGCAUCUGACCAGAACAAACUUCUUCGUGUUCUGACAGCACUUGACCAUCUAUUCGCCCAGAAGAAAUCGGAUGCAGAAGGUACUACUUCGGACGAGACCAAGAAACAAGACUUACUCGCCACGCUUUACCGCAACCAGACCUUCAACGCCUUGUGGGAGAAGUUGAGUGCCUGCCUAAGCGCCAUCCGCCAGCGUGAAAGCCUACUUAAUGUAGCCACUAUUCUACUACCUUUGAUAGAGGCGCUGAUGGUUGUCUGCAAGGACACUGCCCAAAACGAGACGAGUUCCCAAGCGCAGGCAAGCAAGGAGAUGGUGUUAUCGAGUCCCCAACCGGAGUCUCAUCUAGCUGGUCUUUUCUUCACCUUCACGGAAGAGCAUCGCCGAAUCCUCAACGAACUCGUACGUAACAACCCAUCACUAAUGAAGGGUACAUUCUCGCACCUUGUCAAGAACCCGAAGGUUUUAGAAUUCGAUAACAAGCGCAACUGGUUCAACCGAAGUGUCCACAAUAAACAGCAUGUCAGCCAACGUCCUCACCCGCUAUUACAAUUACAGGUCCGCCGAGAACAAGUUUUCCAUGACUCAUUCAAGUCGCUUUACUUCAAGACAGGCGAAGAGAUGAAGUUUGGUAAACUAAGCAUUAGAUUCCACGGCGAGGAAGGUGUUGACGCCGGUGGUGUCACCAGAGAGUGGUUCCAGGUUCUCGCACGCCAGAUGUUUGACGCCAACUAUGCCCUAUUCGUUCCCGUUUCAAGCGACCGCACGACAUUCCACCCCAACAAGCUAAGUGGUAUCAACGAUGAACAUCUCAUGUUCUUCAAGUUCAUCGGACGAAUCAUUGGCAAGGCCCUAUACGAAGGUCGCCUACUCGACUGCUACUUUUCUCGCGCGGUUUACAAACGAAUUUUGGGCAAGCCAGUCUCGGUCAAGGAUAUGGAGUCUUUCGACCCUGAUUACUACAAGUCUCUAUCAUGGAUGCUGCAUAACGACAUCACUGAUAUUAUCACUGAGACGUUUUCGGUUGAGGAUGAUGAGUUUGGUGUUACCAGAAUCCAUGAUCUCAUUGAAAAUGGCCGCAAUGUACCUGUCACGGAGGAAAAUAAGCACGACUAUGUGCGUCUAGUAGUCGAACAUAAGCUUCUGACUUCGGUCAAGGAUCAGAUGGAGCAUUUCUUGAAAGGUUUCCACGAGAUCAUUCCCGCCGAACUUAUUUCCAUCUUCAACGAACAAGAGCUAGAGUUGUUGAUCUCGGGUCUACCUGAUGUUGAUAUCGACGACUGGAAGAGUAACACAGAGUACCACAACUAUACGCCGUCUUCCCCGCAGAUCCAGUGGUUCUGGAGGGCAGUACGAUCGUUCGACAAGGAAGAGCGCGCCAAGCUUCUUCAAUUCGUCACGGGAACCAGCAAAGUACCACUCAAUGGCUUCAAGGAGCUCGAGGGUAUGAACGGAAUCAACCGAUUCAACAUCCACCGUGAUUACGGGAACAAGGACCGUCUACCAAGUUCCCACACGUGCUUCAACCAGCUCGAUCUUCCCGAAUAUGAAAGUUACGACAUUCUCCGUCGACAAGUCCUCAAGGCCAUUACAGCUGGUAGCGACUACUUUGGAUUCGCCUAAAUGACCAGACGAAUCAAGGUUACACAGACAGACAGACAGACAUCACAACACGGUCAUAAUAUACCACCCCGUCAUGAGUGUAUCGUUUUGUACGGCAUAGAAGAAUGAGGCAAGGAGGCAAGGCGUGCAUUUUCCCCUUCUUAGUUGGGAGCAUUUUUUUUCUUUGGUGGAUUCACGAAUUCGCGUAAGAUUCGGCAUAUAGGACUUUACGAGGGGAGCCGCGUCAACGGAGUGCAGGCCAAUGGCGUCGGCUCACCUACCUGAGCCUUUGCCACGAAAACCCUUUCACCAUAGCAUGUGUAGAUUAGGGUUCAGCUAUAGUAAUGAUCGCUUUACCAUUAUAAAAGUUUGAGAUCUUAA